GUGAGGCAGUUUUAUAGUUGCGCGCCUCAGACAUGGACGGGACAGAGAGGAGUCGGAAGAGCUGCGCUGAGACGGAUCAGGCGCGACAGCCCAUGAUGGAACUCAAUGGAAAGGAUAAGAGUGACUCGCCGUCAGAUAGAGUCACGCUUAAAAAAGAAAUCGGACUCCUCAGCGCGUGUGCCAUUAUUAUUGGUAACAUCAUUGGUUCGGGGAUAUUCAUCUCUCCUAAGGGUGUUUUGGAGCACGCUGGUUCGGUGGGUCUGUCCCUCAUCGUAUGGGUGUGCGGAGGGGGUAUCUGCGCCCUGGGGUCCAUGUGUUACGCUGAGCUGGGCGUCACCAUUCCCAAGUCAGGGGGAGACUACUCCUACGUCACAGAGAUAUUCGGAGGACUGGUGGGGUUCCUGCUUCUAUGGAGCGCGGUUCUCAUCAUGUACCCCACCACCCUGGCUGUCAUAGCUCUCACCUUCUCCAACUAUGUCCUGCAGCCGGCCUUCCAGAACUGUGUCCCUCCAUACUUGGCCACCAGGCUUCUCUCCACCAUCUGCAUAUUGUUCCUGACGUGGGUAAACUGUUCCAGCGUGCGCUGGGCCACCAGGAUCCAGGACGUGUUCACGGUGGCCAAGUUGCUGGCUCUGGGACUCAUCAUAGCUGUGGGACUGGUGCAGAUCUGCAGAGGUCACUAUGAUGCUCUGAGACCCAGUCAGGCGUUUGAGUUCACACGGGACCCGUCUGUCGGUCAGAUAGCUCUGGCUUUCCUCCAGGCCUCCUUCGCCUUCAGCGGCUGGAACUUCCUGAACUACGUCACUGAGGAGGUGGUCGAGCCACGCAAGAACCUGCCCCGGGCUAUCUACAUAUCCAUUCCCCUGGUGACGUUAGUCUACACUCUGACCAACAUUGCAUACUUCUCCUCCAUGACCCCCGAAGAGCUGUUGGCAUCCAACGCCGUGGCCGUGACAUUUGGUGAGAAGUUGCUGGGCGUUUUCUCCUGGGUGAUGCCCAUCUCUGUAGCUCUGUCUACAUUCGGAGGAAUCAACGGCUAUCUCUUCACUUCAUCCAGGUUGUGUUUCUCUGGAGCCAGAGAGGGUCACCUGCCUUACCUGUUGGCCAUGAUCCACCUGAAAAACUGCACCCCUAUUCCCGCUCUGCUAGUCUGUUGCGGAGCCACCAUUGUGAUCCUGUGUAUCGGAGAGACUCACAACCUGAUCAACUAUGUGUCGUUUAUUAACUUCCUGUCCUAUGGAGUGACCAUCGCUGGCCUGCUGUACUAUCGCUGGAAGAGACCCAACCUGCUACGACCCAUCAAGGUGAGUGUGUUGGUCCCUAUCAGUUACCUGGUGUUCUGGGCGGUGCUGCUGGGGUUCAGCCUGUACUCGGAGCCCGUGGUGUGUGGCAUGGGGAUCGUCAUCAUGCUCACCGGGGUACCCGUCUACUUCGUCGGAGUCCACUGGAAGAACAAGCCCAGAUGUGUCUACAGGGUCGUGGAGUGUGUGACCUACGUGGGUCAGAAGCUGUGUUUCGUGGUGUUCCCCCAAGAAGACCUGUCAGAGAUCACCCCCCUCACAGCCUCAGAUAAACACAUCGACUGAACGAGCUCCUCCUCACAGCCUCGGAUAAACACAACAACUGAACGAGCCCCCCCCCCACCUCACAGCCUCGGAUAAACACAAUGACUGAACGAGCGAACGAGCCCUCCCCCUCACAGCCUCGGAUAAACAAAAAAAAAUCAAAAAAAAAAAUGACUGAACGAGCGAACGAGCCCCCCCCCCCUCACAGCCUCGGAUAAACACAUCGACUGAACAAGCUCCUCCUCACAGCCUCGGAUAAACACAUCGACUGAAUGAGCCCCCCCUCACAGCCUCGGAUAAACACAUCGACUGAAUGAGCCCCCCCUCACAGCCUCGGAUAAACACAUCGACUGAACGAGCUCCUCCUCACAGCCUCGGAUAAACACAUCGACUGAACGAGCCCCCCCCUCACAGCCUCGGAUAAACACAAUGACUGAACGAGCCCCCCCUCACAGCCUCGGAUAAACACAUCGACUGAAUGAGCCCCCCCCUCACAGCCUCGGAUAAACACAUCGACUGAACGAGCCCCCCCUCCUCACAGCCUCGGAUAAACACAUCGACUGAACGAGCCCCCCCCUCACAGUCUCGGAUAAACACAUCAACUGAACGAGCCCCCCCUCCUCACAGCCUCGGAUAAACACAACAACUGAAGGAACCCCCCCCCCCCCUCACAGCCUCGGAUAAACACAAUGACUGAACUACCCCCCCCAUCACAGCCUCGGAUAAACACAAUGACUGAACGAGCCCCCCCCUAACAGCCUCGGAUAAACACAACAACUGAACGAGCCCCCCCCUCACAGCCUCGGAUAAACACAACAACUGAACACCUCUCUCCCUCUGUCCAUCUAACAGGGGCUGAGCUGCCAGAACGAACGCCCUGAUCCGCCCGCCUACCAGGGACUUGUUAAACCUCUUUCUGUCCGUUGCCUUCUCCUCCCUGAAUGCAUCCCAAAUGGCACCCUAUUCCCUUUAUAGUGCACUACUUUUGACCAAAGCACCAUGGGCCCUGGUGUAAAGUAGUGAACUACAUGGGGAAUAGAGUACUAUUUGGGCCACACUAGGCUCUCUCCUUAACAGUAAAGAGAGUUUCCAUCCUGGUACUUCUGAGAGGCUGCCUCAGGCUCUUCCAUCCUGGUACUUCUGAGAGGCUGCCUCAGGCUCUUCCAUCCUGGUACUUCUGAGAGGCUGCCUCAGGCUCUUCCAUCCGGGUACUUCUGAGAGGCUGCCUCAGGCUCUUCCAUCCUGGUACUUCUGAGAGGCUGCCUCAGGCUGUGUUUAGUGGGAGGGGCAUCAGGAUCAGUAAAGGUUGUAUUGGUCGAUACUCUGCCCCUUCUCUUCACUAGACAACCAAUGCCAAGACACCGUACUCAAGGAACUUUUGUUUUCUGAGAUAUUUGUUUUCUUUUUAGUAGUAUUUGUUUUUGAAAUGAGUCUAAACUUUGUCCAUUUUAUUGUGCCUUACAAGUGGGAUGAAUUGUAAUGUUUUUAAUGUUUUGUUUCUUUGAUGCGGCCUAUUGAUUUUGUGGUGAUAUUAAGUUUAAACUGUGUACUACUCCCUGAGGUACAGUAGUAUUUGCAGCGGUUUUCCUUUGGCUGCACUUCCCACUACUUCCUAUGACUUCCUGUUUUCCCUGUAGUGACUUCUAGAGUUUGGUGUUCAUGGGAUACGGUCUGACCUGAGAUACGGUCUGACCUGUAGUAACUUCUAGAGUUUGGUGUUAAUGAGAUACGGUCUGACCUGAGAUACGGUCUGACCUGUAGUAACCUCUAGAGUUUGUUGAUGAUGGGAUACGGUCUGACCUGUAGUAACCUCUAGAGUUUGGUGGUGAUGAGAUACGGUCUGACCUGAGAUACGGUCUGACCUGUAGUAACCUCUAGAGUUUGGUGUUAAUGAGAUACGGUCUGACCUGUAGUAACUUCUAGAGUUUGGUGCUAAUGAGAUACGGUCUGACCUGUAGUAACCUCUAGAGUUUGGUGUUAAUGAGAUACGGUCUGACCUGUAGUGACUUCUAGAGUUUGGUGUUAAUGAGAUACGGUCUGACCUGUAGUAACUUCUAGAGUUUGGUGUUAAUGAGAUACGGUCUGACCUGUAGUAACUUCUAGAGUUUGGUGGUGAUGAGAUACGGUCUGACCUGAGAUACGGUCUGACCUGUAGUAACUUCUAGAGUUUGGUGUUAAUGAGAUACGGUCUGACCUGAGAUACGGUCUGACCUGUAGUAACUUCUAGAGUUUGGUGUUAAUGAGAUACGGUCUGACCUGUAGUAACCUCUAGAGUUUGGUGGUGAUGAGAUACGGUCUGACCUGUAGUAACCUCUAGAGUUUGGUGGUGAUGAGAUACGGUCUGACCUGUAGUAACCUCU
Molecule: messenger RNA, 3925 nt
Organism: Oncorhynchus mykiss (rainbow trout)
Lineage: Eukaryota; Metazoa; Chordata; Actinopteri; Salmoniformes; Salmonidae
Source: RefSeq, a predicted model, not a curated record